AUGCACCAUAGCACGAACCCGACACGGCACUCGCGAGGGGGCGAAGACGAGGCUGGCGCACUCGCAACGCAGGCUUCGCCGACUUUCGUGUGCAACCUCGGCGACCUCGCUGCGAGGCUGAGCGGCGGCCGCUACGCGAGCACGCCGCACCGCGUCCUCAACGACUCGGCGGAGCGGCGAGUGGCGCUCGUCUUCUUCAACAACCUAGACGAGUCCGCGCCGUGCGACGUGGCCGUGCAGGAGCCGGGCGGCGGAGGCGGCGCAGCAGCGGCGGUGCGCGAGGCGGGUUCGAAGCGCCGCCUCACUUGUGGGCAGUACGUAGCCGAGAGGCUCGCGGAGAUGCGCGGCGGCUUUGCCGAGCGUGCGAAUGGUGAAAGCGAGGAGUUUGCAGGCGAGGGUGCUGGCGCACCGCGGUAA
Messenger RNA from Emiliania huxleyi CCMP1516, 417 nucleotides. RefSeq lists its product as hypothetical. The transcript has a single exon. The record is from RefSeq and is a predicted model, not a curated record. NCBI's taxonomy places the organism in Eukaryota, Haptophyta, Isochrysidales, Noelaerhabdaceae. The coding region runs from base 1 to 417 and encodes 138 amino acids.